Messenger RNA from Lethenteron reissneri (Far Eastern brook lamprey), 2166 nucleotides. RefSeq names its product family with sequence similarity 162 member B (gene FAM162B). The record is from RefSeq and is a predicted model, not a curated record. NCBI's taxonomy places the organism in Eukaryota, Metazoa, Chordata, Hyperoartia, Petromyzontiformes, Petromyzontidae.
GCUCUCUCUCUCGAGCAGCAGCAGCAGCACCACCAGCACCAUCACCACCAGUAGCAGCACCACCAUCACCACCACCAGCAGCACCACCAUCACCAGUAGCAGCAGCACCAGCAGCAGCUGCAGCACCACCACCAGCACCACCACCAGUAGCGGCACCACCAGCAGCAGCACCACUAGUAGCAGCAGCAGCAGCACCACCACCACUAGCAGCACCACCACCACUACCAGCACCACCAGCCCCACCACCAUCACCACCACCACCAGCACCACCACCACUACCACCACCACCACCAUCACCACCACGAGCAGCACCACCACCACCAGCACCACCAGCACCACCAUCACCACCACCACUACCACCACCACCACUACCACCAGCACCACCACCACUACCAUCACCACCAGCACCACUACCAGCACCAGCACGAUGCUGUUCCGCGUCCUAUCGACGGUGGCUCGCAAGCGGCUUCAGGGCGAGUCGGCCCCCCUGGGGGUCCUCCCGGGCCCCUGGCCCGUGACACCUGCACCAGCGCCGACGACGAUGAGUGCCGGCGAGGCAGCCAGGGCCAUGGCCAGCAGCUGCAGGCAAGGAGGAGGUGGUGGGGACGAUGAUGUUCACGGCAGAGUGGCGCAGAGGGUGCCCGGAUACCAUCCCAGCGUCGUGGACAGGAAGCUGCUGCUGUGGGCCGGCCGCUUCAAGCGAGAGGACGACAUCCCGGAGGUGGUCACGUACGAGAUGGUGAACGUGGCUAAGAACAAGGUCCGCGUGAAGGUCUGCUACUUCAUGAUGCUGCUCACGAUCAUCGGAUGCUUCGUCAUGAUCGCCUCCGGCAAGCAGGCAGCGCAGCGCAACGAGUCCCUGACCGUGAUGAACCUGGCCAAGAAGGCUGAGCGGCACGCGGAGGCUCUGCGCGAGAAGGACGCCAUCACUGCCAAGAGCGGCUGAGCCACCCCCGGGGGGCCGGGCGACCCCGGGUCCUGUCGUCCAGCGGUGCUCUUUCCGUUGUUUGUGCGCGGAAUUAGCGGCGGGAAACGUCUCGUCGGGCGGUGCUUUUCUGUUUUUAGUCGACGGCGGCCACGAGCGGCGGGCAGCACUGUGACACAACGGAACUGCGACGCGACUGAAUUCACCGUAAUGCAACACAACUCACGACUGAGGUCCCAAUGAAGACGCAGGUCGGGAUGACGUAGCAGCGUUCGCAGAGACAGCAGGGCACCGCAGAGACAGCAGGGCACCGCGAAAGACCAAAAAACACGGCGAAUAUAUAAAUGACAUGGUGGUGGUGGUGAUGAUUCUGUUAAUGCUGCGCAAUUAACAAUGCAAUCUCAGCGAGAGAAUGACGAAUGCUGUGGUCGCGGUGUGGCUCGCUAACGGCAAGGUCGUAGCCAAACGUCAUUGGCUGUGGACAUUGCUGUUUGUAUAUUUGCCCGGCGGUCUCACUGCGGGACACGUCCACCCUCUUUCCCUUCCUCUGCACACCGUGGCCCAAUUCUCCACUGGCACAUUCGAUCCGAGCCACCACGGGGGCCCUCACAGCCCGGCUGUUUUUUUUCCACUGGGCUAAUUGCCAAGCCAAGUCAGAACCAAAACCGUGAAACUGCCAGGGGACAUCUGCAUCUGGCUCGGGGCCAAGCAGGGCCAGGAGAGCCACCAAUCAUUCCAUGCGUUGCACAAGUUUGUCUGCAAUCCUCUCACUGCGAGUGACGUCAGCGGCACGGCUCUGGUUCUGCGGUGGAAAAUUCGCAGUGGCGCGUCGCGAGUCGUGCUUGGCUGGCUCGGCACAGCCCAAGCGUGGCUCGGGUUGUACGGCAGAAAGAAAAAAAAAAGAGGCAUCAGCUUAAAUGUGUUUUUGUUUGUUUCCCCGGCCUUUGUGUAACCAAUUCAAGAAGCUUGUCACCUCUCACCCACUGUCCUCACUCAAGCCGCUGCCUGCUGCUGCUGCUGCCAAUUUGCGUUACUGGUUUUAGUGCCUCUGGCUGAGCGGCAUGAAUAAAUAAUGCGAGGGUCCAAUGAGAAGCAAUAUCUUGUUUACAAGGGUGGACGCAAGGAUGUGAAAAGUGCAUUGCGGUCCUUGAAGUGCCUGUUCGUCGCGGGGUAUCUGACCUGCUUGCCUGUCCCGGGGCAGUCAACACACAAAGAUGCGCGUGAAUAAAAAACAAAUGGAA